GAGUUUUGGCCGACACUUAAUGAGGGAAAACAGUCGACACAUAGACAACAUUCGUUGCAUAAGUUUAUCCGAACCAUUCAGGACUCGUUCUUUCCGCCUAUUCUACACAUUCCAGUCAUUAAAUUAUUGAAGUCUUUGGCCACGAGUUCGGCCUUCAAUGUCUUCAAUCUCAUCAAAAGCCCGACUCUUCACUUGAGUUCUCAGUUCUCUAUGGAUUACUUCAACACAACUCUCCUUCAAUUCUUUAACACUGUUCGCGGCUCUGAUAAUAAAGAGCGAGUGAACGCCAGCGCAAGCACUUUCGGCUUAUCUAACAUUCAUGUAGUACUGCCCGGACAGCAACGGUUCGCUUCUGGUAUUGAAUCGGAGAUCAUAUGCGCUAUCAUUGAGUUGAUUGAAGUGAUUGUCACAAACGAUAAGACAUGUUGUUUAGCCAUUGCUGAGAAUCUUCACUAUUCGAUAAUCACAUCUUUGGUGGGAAUACUGAGAUGUGCUGUUCCUAAAGAGCUAAAGGCAGCCAUUUUGAACUGUUUAUCCGGAUUUGCUUUAUCUUCAUCUUCGACAGUGAUUGAGAACUACGAGCCGUCAGUGGAAGGACCCAACUCUAAGACGGCUUUCAGUAUCUUCUCGCAGACACUGCAAGAGAGCGGACUUUUUAGGCAAAUAUUGUAUACAUUGGAAGAAAUUGCCGACACUUUUGAUAAACAGAUGCUUUCUGUGAGCUUUGAGAGCGAAACUAGUUUUCCUAAACUUAUAGAAAACUGUGCUCUCAAUGGACUCAGGAUUUUGAAAUUGAUUUGCGAGAAACAGAACGACUUCAUUGAUAUGGUUCACGAGAUACCGGGCUUUCCAUUGGCUAUAAUCGCCAAAUUCGAUGUACUCUUCAAUAACGUGAACCCGAGAACCGGUGCCAUCGAUAGACUAUCCACUCUAAUACGGCUCAUAUAUCUGCCGACGCGGGCGUCCAUUGAAACGCUAAAACUGUUGAACAGUCUCUGCAAAAGCAAUCUCGAA
Medioppia subpectinata is the source of this 1014-nucleotide messenger RNA. The record is from the annotation of a GenBank genome assembly. NCBI's taxonomy places the organism in Eukaryota, Metazoa, Arthropoda, Arachnida, Sarcoptiformes, Oppiidae.